GUGCAUGGUUCCGCUGAGGCGGGCAAAUCGUUACGUUAGAACGCGGCGCAUCGCUCUGCCACGCUCGGGGUUUGUGCCGCUUCUAAUCCCUGCCUCUUUCUCCAGGGCGAAAGGCUGAGCAGGAGUCAUGGAUUCUCAGGACGUGGAAGGGGAGGAAACGCCGGCCAGCGCCUGUUCCGGAUAUCCUGCUCCCCGACUGGACAUCUCAAUAAAGGUUGAAAGGGAGGAUGAGCCCCAGUUCAGAGGUGCCCCGGACGUCACUGAGGGAGUGGUCCCCCAGGGUGACUGGGCUGCGAAAGCCGUUAAGGAAGAAGGGCCAGGAGAGGACCAUACCAAAGAGCAGGAGGCCCCCUGCGUGCUGGCAGGGAAGCCCUACAAGAGCCCUCUGAGUCCCGGGAGCCAGCCAGGGAGCGGGUGGGACGCUCCCACUGAGUGUACCAGGGCCCCUGGGAAGCACAGCGCCAGGGCCUCCCAGCCGAGGAGCCCCGCGGGGGAGCUGGCGUUGGCCUGCAGCGACUGUGGGUGGCGGUUUGGAGAUGUGGCGUCGCUGGGCGAGCACGAGCAAAGCCACGCGGCGGAGCGCACCUUCAUCUGCACCGACUGCGGCAAGAGCUUCGGGCGGCACGCCACCCUGGUGGAGCACCAGCGCGGCCACACGGCGGAGAGCGUCUUCAUCUGCACCGACUGCAGCAAGAGCUUCACCCACAAGGCGGCGCUCACCGUGCACCAGCGCACCCACGUCCGCCAGCGCCCCUACCGCGGCGCCCAGUGUGACGGCGCCUACGGCUCCCACGCCGAGCUGGCCGCCCACCAGCAGGCCCACGCUGGGCCAGCCGUGGCCUCGGAGGAAGGUGCUGAGCCGGCCGCGCCCCUGCGGGCCCCCGAGGCUGAGAAGCCCUUUCCCUGCAUCGACUGCGGCGACAGCUUCCGCUCGCACCCCGCCCUGCUGAGCCACCAGCGCAUCCACGCCGAGGAGCGGCCCUACAAGUGCACCAAGUGCGGCAAGAGCUUCUGCUUCCACGCCGAGCUGGCGUCGCACCAGCUGUGCCACCCCAAGGAGCGCUGGUUCCUGUGUGGCACCUGCGAGCGGCGCUUCAGCUCCAAGACCGACCUGAUUCUGCAUGAGCGCACCCACCCCGAGUCCAAAUGGUGCCUGUGCGCAGACUGCGGCAAGAUCUUCGCCUGCCAGGCUGACCUCAGCCGGCACCAGGCCAGCCACGCCGCCAAGGUGCACGCCUGCCCCGAGUGCAGCAAGGCCUUCAGCUCCCUGACCGACCUCAUCAUGCACCAGCGCUCGCACGCCGAGAGGCUCGUCUCCUGCAACAAGUGCGGCAAGAGCUUUGGCUCCCGCACCGACCUCCUGAUUCACCAGCGCAUGCACGGCGACAGCCAGUCCUUCACCUGCACCCAGUGCGGCCAGGCCUUCGGCUCCCGCACCGACCUCAUCAUGCACCAGCGCUCGCACGCCGAGAAGCUCGUCUACUGCAACAAGUGUGGCAAGAGCUUCAGCGCCCGCACCGACCUCCUGAUUCACCAGCGCGUGCACGGUGAGAGCCGGUCCUUCACCUGCACCCAGUGCGGCAAGGCCUUCAGCUCCCGCACCGACCUCAUCAUGCACCAGCGCAGCCACCGCGACCGCCAGUCCUACUCGUGUGCCGAGUGCGGCCGCGUCUACAGCAACCAGUCCUACCUGGUGGCCCACCAGCGCAUCCACACCGGGGAGAAGCCGUACAAGUGUGCCGAGUGCGGGCGCAGCUUCAGCCACAAGUACCACCUGGGCAGGCACCAGCGGACACACGCAGGGGGUACCCCGCCCGUGUACUGAGCCCCAGGGCCUGUGCCACCUCCACCAGGAAGUGCACGGGGAGCGGACGGGGUGGAGGGAAGGGGAGUUGCACAGCAUUGCAAGGGAGGCUGCACGUUGCCCCUGUGGCAGGUGAAACACCUAUGACAGAUGGCUGGGUGCAGUGCUGAUGCAAGUCAACACUAAGGAGGAGAGACUUCUCAGACAUGAAAUUGCUGACCACCCCCGCGCCUCUCCCUCUGCAAGAAGUUCAGUGUUACCUGAAAUUUCCUUGCAGGGAGGGAAAUCUCACCCCGGAGUGAGAUCUGCGUCCUGACAGGUUAUCACGAGCAAGACAGAAUCGGACUAAGAGCUAGAGAGACCUUUGCAUGCUACGGAGCCAUAGGAAGUUGGACAAAUGCUGUUACACUAAGUGUGGUGAGGGUCAAGGGGCAAAAAACGGACUCAAGCUGGUUCUUGUUACCCUUCAGCAGCGAGAUUUCUAUUUGGUGUCCCCUUU
Molecule: messenger RNA, 2303 nt
Organism: Mauremys mutica (yellowpond turtle)
Lineage: Eukaryota; Metazoa; Chordata; Testudines; Geoemydidae
Product: zinc finger protein OZF-like
Exons: 3
Coding region: 128-1825 (565 amino acids)
Biological process (GO): negative regulation of transcription by RNA polymerase II
Molecular function (GO): DNA-binding transcription repressor activity, RNA polymerase II-specific
Source: RefSeq, a predicted model, not a curated record